Messenger RNA from Trypanosoma grayi, 312 nucleotides. RefSeq lists its product as hypothetical. The record is from RefSeq and is a predicted model, not a curated record. Lineage: Eukaryota; Euglenozoa; Kinetoplastea; Trypanosomatida; Trypanosomatidae. The transcript has a single exon. The coding region runs from base 1 to 312 and encodes 103 amino acids.
AUGUAUCGGCGCUGCAAGCUUGGAAUGCGGACUAUUUGCAAACGCAUGAGAAAAUAUGGAAGUCGCCAACUGCUGCUGCUGCUGCUGGUGGUGGUUUUUCGGUUUGGUCGUUAUCUCUCGUUUGGUGGGAGGACUUCGAUGGUGUUUUUGGCUCUGCCCAAGUAUACGUGCAGCACCGCGCCUCUUUCCAGUUUCCGAUGUGGUGAUUGUGCGCCCCCUUUGCUUUGGUGGGGCUGGUCGUUCACGCAUUUGUUUGUGGCGUUUGCAACGGGACUGGAGCUGGGUCUCUCAAUCGCAACGCCUUUUGUGUGA